AUGCGUUUCUCUCGUGUGGUACCCUUUAUCCCGUUGGCUUCGGCCCUAGUGAUUACCGAAGCUGAGGUCUUUGAGAAGCUACCCAAAUCUAACAGGCAUGUUGAGAGUGCGAAGCUGUCCGGGCAGGAAAUCCUAGACAAUGCUCAGGACAUCCUUGACGAUACUUUCAACAAGGUCAAGCACAGUGCACAGGACAUCUACAGCCGAGUCCAUGAUGCCGGUGCCACUGUUGAGUCGUGGCUAGAAGGCUCAUCGUUCGACGACACCGCAAUCAGUUUCGGUGGCGGUGAUGAGCAUCCUCCCCACCACCCACCUCACGAUGGACCUCCUCAUGACGGGCCUCCUCACCACGGUCCUCCUCAUCGUGGCGGACCUCACCACCCACCCCAUGAUGGCGAUGAUAAGCCUAACAGGACAGUGUACGAGCUCAUCAACGAAAGCAAGUACACUACGAUACUUGCAAAGCUCAUCAACAAGUAUGACGACUUGGUUGAGACUCUCAACAGCACGAAGGCCAAUUACACCGUCUUCGCUCCUACCGACGAGGCUUUCAAGAAGAUCCCUGACCACGGAAAGCACCCUUCAAAGGAGGUCCUUAAGGAUAUCCUGCUAUACCACGUCAGCCCAGACUUCUACCCUGCUGGCCGUGUGCUCCACAGCUACACCAUUCCCACUCUGUUUGAGCCUGAGAAACUCGGCCACAAGCAGCGCCUGACAGUCCGGGUUACGCUCAGGGGCCCCACCAUCAACUUCUACAGCAAGCUCGUCGCCGUAAAUAUCUUUGGCACCAACGGUGUCGUCCACGGUGUCGACUCCAUUCUCGUCCCUCCCCCUAAGGUUGCUUCGAUCAUCGAGCUCCUGCCAGGUGAGUUCAGCACCCUCGAGCUUGCUCUACAGAAGACCGGUCUGUUCGAGAAGAUCAACAACACCGACUACCCGCACGAGGGCGGCACAUUCUUCGCCCCCAACAACUUCGCCUUCAAGAAGCUCGGCCCCAGGGUCAACGCCUUCCUUUUCAGCACAUACGGCCAGAAGUACCUCAAGGCUUUGCUCAAGUACCACGUCGUCGUCAACCAGACACUGUACACUGAUGCAUUCUACGACGCGAGCAAGAAGCACGAUGACGAUGAAGAGGCUGCCGGCGGUCGCAACUACCACUACGACCUCCCCACUGCCCUCGACGACAAGUAUCUUGCCGUCGAUGUCGCUAGGUACGGGCCGUUUGUCGAGAUCCGCAUCAAUGCCUUCGCGCGCGUCACUGUGCACGACGGUGUUGCUGCCGAUGGUGUUAUCCAGGUUGUGUCCGAUGUUUUGAUCCCGCCCAAGUCUGCCGGUGGCGAGCAGAUCAUGUGGCAGGGCGAGGACCUCAGCGUUGAGGAGUUCAAGGAGCGCCUUGAACCUUACGCCGAGGAAAGCAUUGAGCUGUAA
Boeremia exigua is the source of this 1428-nucleotide messenger RNA. RefSeq names its product FAS1 domain-containing protein. NCBI's taxonomy places the organism in Eukaryota, Fungi, Ascomycota, Dothideomycetes, Pleosporales, Didymellaceae. The transcript has a single exon. Gene Ontology annotation, cellular component: fungal-type vacuole membrane. The coding region runs from base 1 to 1428 and encodes 475 amino acids. The record is from RefSeq and is a predicted model, not a curated record. Gene Ontology annotation, biological process: macroautophagy.